Molecule: messenger RNA, 582 nt
Organism: Candidula unifasciata
Lineage: Eukaryota; Metazoa; Mollusca; Gastropoda; Stylommatophora; Geomitridae
Source: the annotation of a GenBank genome assembly
AUGAAGAAAGUUACUUGCGUUGUGGUCGGCGACGCCGGUGUUGGCAAAUCCACCAUCAUCACACAGCUAACCCAGUCGGUAUUUGAAGAAGACUACAAACCGACUGUAGAAGAUGAAGCCACUUUCCCAUUGCUGGUUGGUGAUCACGACGUUGAGUUGACCAUAUACGACACCUCAGGGAACGUGGAGUUUGCUCGCAUGAGAGAAGAUAAAUAUAAAUUAGGGGAAGGAUUUCUAGCGGUGUACAGUAUCACAAGUGACGAGUCUUUCAAGGAAUUGAAAACAAUUUUAGACAAACUGAAGGCGCUGAAAGAAAACACUGUUCCUAUCGUGCUGGUCGGCUGCAAGUUGGACUCGGAUGAGCAGCGUCAGGUCACAACGGAGCAGGGAGCAGAGAUGGCCAAACUGUUGAACUGUCCUUUCGCGGAGAUCAACGCCAAAGAGCGAGAUCAUGUGGUGGAUGUGUUUACCCGGCUGGUCCGCGAGAUUGAAAGAAUUUCCAGCCAACACAAAGUCGAAACUACCCCAGCUGCAGCAGCAAAGGGGAAACCAAAAAAGAAGAAAUGUUGUACGGUUCUUUGA